Messenger RNA from Trichomonas vaginalis G3, 848 nucleotides. RefSeq names its product DNA/RNA polymerases family. Gene Ontology annotation, biological process: DNA replication. Lineage: Eukaryota; Parabasalia; Trichomonadida; Trichomonadidae. The annotation marks the transcript as partial. The record is from RefSeq and is a predicted model, not a curated record. The transcript has a single exon. Gene Ontology annotation, molecular function: nucleotide binding; DNA binding; DNA-directed DNA polymerase activity.
AUGAAAUCAAACAAUCUACCAGUUGACCAGAAACAGAGAAAAUUAACUCAGUUAGCAUCAACACACAACCAAUAUCAACCAUUUUCUUCUUAUUAUCUUUGGUAUCUAAUCGACAGAUUUCAUUUUAUCAUCGAUGAUAUUCAAUCAAUUUUAACAUUUACGAAAAACACUUGUUUUAAUGAAUUUGCGAACGAAUUUAUGAAUGAAAGACAAAAGGCUGAAUUAGAAGGAAAUAAAGGAAAAAGUUUAUUUUGCAAGAUUUCACUUAAUGGAUCAUAUGGUUACGAUGCAAUGAAUACACAAAAUUACGCAAAGACUAAAAUAAUGAAUGCACAGAAGGCACGCGUUGCAUGUAUGUCAAAUAAGUUUAAAAACAUAAGAGAAAUAGGUGAAGAUACGUAUCAAGUGAUGCUCAAAGAUAGAUUUUAUAGAUGUGAAACAUGUUUACAAGAGGCAUUCUUCACUUUAGAUAAUGCUAAAUACUGGUAUUUGGUUUUCAUUUAUGAUUUUAUGUAUAAAUGCAUGAAUGUUAAUCGUUUUCAUUUCAUUGAAGGUGAUACUGAUUCAUCUUAUUGGGCAAUCGCUGGUGAUCCAAAUCUUCCUAACACUCAAGCAUUUCAAGCAAUUGUAACCGAUAAACAAUUUUAUGAUAAAAACAUUUACAAAUUCGCACCUUUUGAUUUCUUCUGUUUUGAUGAGAAAUUUAAACCUAAAUUAAAGAAUAAAGCUGAAGAAAAAGCACAUGAGAAGAAGUUAUUGGGUUUAGCAAUUGAGAAACAAGGUGAUAACAUGGUUGCUUUAUGCCCCAAGUGUUAUACAUCAUUCAACGGUUCAAUUGAUGGAAGUGA